Molecule: messenger RNA, 528 nt
Organism: Cucurbita pepo subsp. pepo (vegetable marrow)
Lineage: Eukaryota; Viridiplantae; Streptophyta; Magnoliopsida; Cucurbitales; Cucurbitaceae
Source: RefSeq, a predicted model, not a curated record
CUCCCCUUUCCCACCGCUAAAUAUCUCUCCACGUCGCCUCUUUUCCCAAGUCCACAUCUUCUUCAACACCCAAUUAUUCAAAUCAAAUCACCACCGAACCCCGCAAAUAAAACCCUUCUAAGGUAUCUUUCAGAAACUCAACAAUCAACAAUGGCGAAUAAAGAGAUGGAAGUCAUGAAGGACGUCGACCUUGAGAGGUACAUGGGUCGGUGGUACGAAAUAGCCUCAUUUCCAUCGAGGUUCCAGCCCAAAAAUGGAGUUAAUACCAGAGCGACCUACACCCUGAGAGACGAACGGACGGUGAAUGUCCUAAAUGAAACAUGGGUUGAUGGCAGGAGAAGUUUCAUUGAGGGUACUGCUGUUAAAGCUAACCCUGAUAGCAAUGAAGCCAAGCUCAAAGUUAAAUUCUAUGUUCCUCCAUUCUUGCCCAUCAUUCCUAUUGUUGGAGAUUACUGGAUUUUGUAUCUUGAUCAUGAUUAUCACCAUGCUUUAAUUGGCCAGCCUAGCAGAAACUAUCUCUGGGUAUGA